AUGUCUAACGAUACGAAGCCGAAAAGUACUCAAACCCUCGAAGAAUGGAAAGAAUUCGCAAUUAAACAACAAAAAGAAUUUGCAAGCUCUUUAAGUGAUCAAUACUGGGAUAGAUAUUGCUUUGAAAUUACUGAAAAUGAUCUGAAAGAACAUGAAAAAUCUAAUUGGUUCACACGAAAGUUUGUUCAAAAGCAAAAAAAUUAUGAAGUUCAUCAAGACAUAGAAGAUGAAAUGCAACGCAAGAUGCUCUUUCGUAAGAUUUCCCAUGCAAUUUAUGGUCUACCGAAAGAAGAUUCCAAAGUUUGUGAUUUAAACGAGAAGCAACAAGAGCUCGUUCAUGACAUUAUGAAAAAAUGCAUGAAACACAGUGUUUCACGAGAAUAUGUAGAUUUUGCCUGUAUAAAUGUCUCAGUUUUUUUCAAGGAAAGGCUUAAAAUUAAAGUUCCAUUAUUCAGAGUGCGAAGCAUUGAGGAAGAAAGUAAAAACAAAAUAAAGGAUUGCAAGUUUAUCGAUCAUAAAGGACGAGUUUACGACUCGUUUGAUAAUUAUAAAAAGGACAAUAUACAUAAUAAAUGGGACAAAGCCUACUUAUGCUUUCCAAAAGAUGGAUAUUAUACUGAAAAGCAAGAAUUUGUUUUUCAUGACACUGAAAAACCGAAAAGAACGCUUGAAGAAUGGAAAAAGUUGGCAGUUGAACAACAAACUGUAUUUGCAAACUCAUUAAGCGAUCGUAAUUGGGAUCGAUUUCGUUUUGAAAUUACGGAAAAUGAUUUAAAAGAACCAGAAAAGCCCAACUGGCUUAUUCAAAAGAUUAAUGAAUAUCAAAAUAAUAAGAAUAACGGAACUCUUGACAUUUACCGAGGACCAAUUGUUAAUCUAAACUUCACGGAAAUUGAAUCGCCUCGCAAUAAGCUCUUUCAAAAAAUUUCCUAUGCAAUUUAUGGUGCACCAAAAGACGAAUCAGCUACUUGUGGUUUGAAUGAGAAAGAACAAGAGCUCGUUAAUGAAAUCAUGAUAAAGUGUAUGAAGCACAGUGUUUCACGAGAAUAUGUAGACUUCGCUUGUAUAUUUGUGUCAAUUUUUUUGACAGAAGAAACUCAAAUUGUGGUUCCAUUGUUCAGAGUGCGGAGCAUUGAGGAAGAAAGUAAAGACAAAAUAAAGGAUUGCAAGUUCAUUGAUCAUUAUGGACGAGUUUAUGAUUCGUUUGAUAUUUAUAAAGAGGAUAAUACGUGGGAUAAAGCUUACUUGUGCUUUCCAAAAGAUGGAUAUUAUACUGAAAAGCAAGAAUUUGUGUUUCACGAUCAACAAACGAGAGGAAGUUUUAAUGCAUUUAUCGAAAAAGCAUCAAUUGUAACUGGCGUUGGAGCGACAGUUGGAACAGUAGGUGGCUUGGUAAUGACACUUUUUCCGGCAACAGCUCCAAUUGCAGCAACGGUAAUGACAUGUUCAGCGUUUGUAGGAGCUCCUGGAGCGAUUUUUGGAACAGGAAAGAGCAUUGCCACAUUAGUUGAUCGCGUGAAACAUGAGAAAAGUAUAAAUUUCAGUGAUUCAGAAGCGCGAUCAUGUUGGUUGAUGACAGCAACGAGCGCAAUAUCAGUUGGAACUUUAGCCUCUACUCGAAUUUUAGUAGCUGCUUCAAGAGGAGGCAAUUUAGUAUCUGGUUGGGCUAGAGCUGGCGUUACGGGACUAAUGGGCGCUAAUGUUACUUUAUCUGGCGCUAAUUUCCUCAAUAUGACAUACAAUUUGUAUGAAAAGAACGAAGCAGGCGAAGAAAUAACUCGACUAGAGAUCUUCCAAUUAACUACAUCUUUCUUCUUUUUCACGCAUAGUGCGGUCAAUUUCAAAACGGCAAACUCAAUUGUAAAAGAUAUUCAUGGGCAAGAAGCUGAAUCUUUACGAAUGUCUAUCAAUAAAAAGAGCCAAAAGUACUUUGAUGAAAUGCAAAAGGCUUACAAAGAAACUGUUAAACCUGGAAAAUUCAGCGAGUUGGAAGGACAGGCUCAAUUCGUUCGUGAAAUGAUAAAGAUUGACGAUCUCAAAGGUUUUUACAAACAAAUCCAAAUGACACCCGAUAGGCAAUUCCGCAUUAACAAAGAAUACACGAUGAGUGCUCGUAAGUUUGUUACAUUAACAAAUGAACAACGAAGCAAUAUCAUGACAAAUUCCCAACAACUCAACAGUGGUAAAAUAUCGUUAGAACAGUUCAUUCAAAAUACCCAAAACAUACGAAAAGAAGUUCGCAUCAGAUCAGACAGGGAAACAAUGGAAGCUGCUACAAACCUAAAGGAAAAAUAUGGAAUCGAUGUGAAAAAGUUUAAAAUCAACGGAAAGAAUCACAAACUAAGUCCAGCAGAAAUUCACGAGCUACAUAAUCUUUAUAAGAAUGUAGAUGUCGAAACGAUAUCUUAUGCCAAAGAAUUCGCUGACAAUAAUGCCAACACCCCAAACGAAUACAAUAACGCUGUAAAAUAUGCCAUUCGAAACAUUGAAAGUAAAGUCGAUCAACUUGAAAAUCAAUCAAAACAAAAGGCAACACAAGAAAUUGUUAAAAACCUUCGUGAAACGAAUGAACUUGAUAGUGCAUUUAAAAGUUCUUGCAAAGAAUACGAAUCCAAUAGCUCCAAGGUUAAAUUUUGCAAUUCAAAAUCUGCAGCAAAUCAUUUUGACAAACAUGGUCAAAAAUUCGGAAACGAUCCUGAAGCUAUGAAAGCUUAUAAUGAAACCGCGGCGAAAUUGAUGAAAAGUAAUCCAACUGACGAGGUUUGGACCCCUGAUGGAGAAGGAGUAAAAAAAACCUAUCAAGUCGAUGGAGAAAAAUGUGUUACAUUUACUGAAAUGAAAAAUGGAAAAUUAGGCGAGGAAGUUGUAUUAACAUUAUACAAGAAAAAUGUUCCAAACUCUUCAACAAACACUCAAUCGAGUUAUUUUGACGUAUUUACAAAUCCCAACAACUAUUUUCCAAUUUUUGAAUCAAUUUUUAAACAUUUCGACAUAAAUGGGCAAACUUUUACCUCAUUUCUCAUCAACUUUUUAACAAGUAACGAACAGUAUGCGAAUAUUGCGCAUCUCGUACUCAAUCGAAAUCCAGCAACGAUGAAUUGGAAAGUCGUUGAAAAUGGUUUAGUAGCCAAUUGGUUCGAGGAUAUGGAUGAUUCCGAAUACAAAAUCACAUACACGAAAACGGAUGAUAGCGACAAAGAAGGAAUUAUCUCGUUGUACAAGGAUAAUGAGUGUGUCAUGGCCGACGUUUAUGUUGAAUGAUACUCAUCACAACAACUCUUUUGCUUUAAUAACGUUUUUUUUAACAACACUUAUUAUUUUUUUUAUAUAUUAUAUUAUAGAGCAAACAAAAUUCAGAGCCAACUUUCAUAAAACGCAACAUUUUCUGUUCUAGUUUAAUUUAACAUCAUUGUUAUUAUUAUUAUAUUAAUAAAUAUAUAUGAUUUAUAAAUAAAUUAGUUCCAAGGGAUU
Culicoides brevitarsis is the source of this 3471-nucleotide messenger RNA. RefSeq lists its product as uncharacterized. The coding region runs from base 1 to 3261 and encodes 1086 amino acids. The record is from RefSeq and is a predicted model, not a curated record. The transcript has a single exon. Lineage: Eukaryota; Metazoa; Arthropoda; Insecta; Diptera; Ceratopogonidae.